Enterobius vermicularis (human pinworm) is the source of this 699-nucleotide messenger RNA. The record is from the annotation of a GenBank genome assembly. NCBI's taxonomy places the organism in Eukaryota, Metazoa, Nematoda, Chromadorea, Rhabditida, Oxyuridae.
AUGUGGUUGAUCAUUCUACUAAAAUGCACCAGAAUCUAUUCGGGUAGUACAAAUGCAGCUACCACUACAACAUCUAUAUAUUCACCAAAAAAACAAAGCUCAAUUAGGAGCAAAACAAACUUAUUUGCAAGUUGCCCAGCUCAUCUAUCUACAGUUCGAUCCAAAUCACAGCUGACAAAUGCUAUCAGCGAACAUAAGUUAACUUUACUAGAAAAUGCCGUUGAAACAUGGAAAAGCGAAGCACUAUUACUAGAUACCCCAAAAAUCAGAAAAGACCACCAUGGAAACUAUAGCACACACGAGUUGGGUCAACAACGAUCCAGAGAAAGCCUAAAAGGUUCCACAAAAAAAAUUUCUACGAUAACAACACCAGAAUUUCCUGAUGCUACGGUAGCUAGUAGUCCAUCGUUGUGCAGCACAUCAGCAACAGCUUUUGAGAUAAGCGAAGUAUUGUUGGGUAAAGCAACAACAGAUAUACGGCGCUGUUCCGUAGCUGUAUCAGCCGCUGAAGAACAUCCAAAUUUAUUUACUGGGAUAAACAUUGACCGUCAUCGAAGACUUUCAUUUUUUGCAUCUUUUCGACAAAAACUCGGCCGUAAACGCGGUAAGAUGGAUCCAGUUACUGAGGAAGGGUACGACGAAUUCCCGGCCGAAAACAGCGUAACAAAUCUUCAACCAGUGCUAACAAAAGUAUCAUAA